Penicillium vulpinum is the source of this 648-nucleotide messenger RNA. RefSeq names its product BTB/POZ domain-containing protein. Gene Ontology annotation, molecular function: protein binding. Bases 1 to 648 code for a protein of 215 amino acids. The transcript has a single exon. The record is from RefSeq and is a predicted model, not a curated record. Lineage: Eukaryota; Fungi; Ascomycota; Eurotiomycetes; Eurotiales; Aspergillaceae.
AUGGUUCCACUCUACCACGGCCCUCUCAUCGAGAUACGACUCGAACCUAGCGGUCAGGAAUACACGAUCUCGAGAGACCUGCUCUGCACAGAGUCACCAGUCUUUUCGGCGAUGUUCAAGUCCGAAUUUCGAGAGUCCCAAGAACAAACAGUAACCCUACAAGAAGAGGCAGGCAUCAUCUCGACACAGGGUGUCGAAGCACUGAUCCAGUGGCUAUACCUUCGGGUUAUCAAUUUCGAUAUCGACGACAAUAGUAACCAUAUCUCGGCUGCUAUAGAGCUCGCAAGGCUUGCGGAUAAGUACGGUAUUAUCAUUGAGAUAGAAUCUUAUCUGGCCGAAGAUAUCAAGAGAGUCAUUUGCACCGCUCCCUGGGAGAAGAACUACUGGCUCACAACUCAGCACCUUGUUUCGGGGACUUUGCUGCCUCGCGACCACCCGGUGCGCCGUACCUUAGCUGCAGCUUGUGUCCAAGGGUAUCUUGAAGGCAAAACCCACAAGUUUGCCCAGGAGGCUGCGGAGCAGCCCAACUUUGGAGCUGAUCUUCUCCGAGAGGUGCGGCUAGUUCUGAGUGCGCCAAACGGGCCCGUUGGUCAAAUCAGUUUCAGAGAUCCUAUCGACAACAAACCGAUUUAUCUGGGCAAGGAUUGA